Messenger RNA from Aspergillus fumigatus Af293, 1095 nucleotides. RefSeq lists its product as uncharacterized. The record is from RefSeq and is a predicted model, not a curated record. NCBI's taxonomy places the organism in Eukaryota, Fungi, Ascomycota, Eurotiomycetes, Eurotiales, Aspergillaceae.
AUGAUGCGACCCAGAGACCCUCGGGUCCGUCAGACGAUCAACCAGAUCUCCCACAACUUAGAAACUGCGAACGAGACGGCGCAGGAGGGACUCUACGCAUUUUCGCACCACUAUAUCCUACCUUGUCUCUCUUCGAUUGGAAACUGCAUCUACGCAUGUACGGCCCCGUGUCUUCCUAGUCGGGAGGACCAUCUUCGACGUCGAAGACGAGGACGUGCGGAAGCCAGCUUUGACUUUUACGAUGAUUGGGAUAAUGAUGAUGCCAAUGACAGCUUGCUUGGAUGGGGCACGGACGAGCUCGACAGGCUGCUGGCGGGGAGCGGCUUGACGCGCGGGGGCGCCGAACAGCCACGCAGACAGCGUAAAAUGAGCUACGGUACUCGAGGUGCGAGGCGCAAGAGCAGUGUUUUGGUACCAGAUAAUCGAAAUGAUCCGACUGUUAUUCCAAGCUCAUCCUUCCUGGGAUUCUUGGAGCGUUUCCCUUGGAGACUGGGAGCGCGAGGGCAGAAAUACCGCCCAUCCGCUGCGGAUCUCCAGGAACAUCCUACAGGCCUGCACCGGCAUGUGCCAGAGGAUGAGCCCCUCAUGGAGUCUGCCGAAGAAACGGAGGAGCAGGACCUCUCCGGCAAGAAUGGGCGGUACCGCAGUGCCACGCAGACAUCCCGUGAGACCGUAAACUCCUUGAGCUCGAGAGGGGAUUUGAUCCCUAGCGACGAGGAGGAAGAUGCAGUUCCUCUAGAUGACGAAUUUGCAUUAGCAUGGGUUAGUCGCCGAGGAACUGGACUAGACUCGGACGAUCAAUUGAGCGACAAAGUUGCAGGGAUGAAACGGUCCAUGUCCGGAACCUUUAGUUUCAGGACUUCAGCUUCGAGGGAAUCCCAAAAGAAGAAGAGUCGGUUACGAGAAUCCCAGAGUCCUAACAAGGAGCAUACUGGUGAAUACCGCACAGCGUCCUUGGUGGAUCUAAGAAAAGAAGAGGAGCAAGCAGAGUUAGAGGAAGAAACAGACGUAGCUUGGAGACGGGCUGCUGCGCGAAAAUUGGCUGCAAGUCGUGGCCUUGAUCAAAGCAAAGACAAGGUAUGCCAGUCGCCAUGA